AUGUCUACUUCAUCCACCGUCAAUAAUACUGAAAAAUGGUCUGCCCCAAAAGUUAGAUCUACCUUUUUAGAUUUUUUCAAAGAUAAGAAACAACAUACCUAUGUUCCGUCUUCUUCAGUGGUUCCUCAUAAUGACCCUACUUUGUUAUUUGCCAAUGCUGGUAUGAACCAGUAUAAGCCUAUCUUCUUAGGAACAGUUGAUCCAGCAAGUGAUUUUGCCAAGUUGAAAAGAGCUGUUAACUCUCAGAAGUGUAUUAGAGCUGGGGGUAAACAUAACGAUUUAGAAGAUGUUGGUAGGGAUUCAUAUCAUCAUACUUUUUUUGAAAUGCUUGGUAACUGGUCGUUUGGAGAUUACUUCAAAAAGGAAGCCAUUGCUUGGUCCUGGGAAUUAUUAACUGAAGUCUAUAGCUUGGAAAAAGAUAGGUUAUAUGUUACAUACUUUGGUGGGGACGACAAACAAGGAUUAGAAGCAGACUUGGAGGCUAAACAAUUCUGGUUAAAUGUUGGUGUUGCCGAGGACCACAUCUUGCCAGGUGAUGCAAAGGAUAAUUUCUGGGAAAUGGGAGACCAAGGUCCUUGUGGUCCUUGUUCCGAGAUUCAUUAUGAUAGAAUAGGUGGUAGAAACGCCGCCUCCCUUGUUAAUAUGGACGACCCAAACGUAUUGGAAGUUUGGAACGUUGUUUUCAUUCAGUAUAACCGUGAGGCUGACGGCUCGUUGAAGCCUUUGCCAAACAAGCAUAUCGAUACUGGUAUGGGUUUUGAAAGAUUGGUAUCCAUUUUGCAAAACAAGUAUUCCAAUUACGACACCGAUGUGUUUUUGCCAAUUUUUGAAAAAAUUAGAGAGAUCACUGGUGUCAGACCAUACACUGGGAAGUUUGGUGUCGAUGAUAAAGAUGGUAUUGAUACUGCUUACAGAGUCAUUGCUGACCAUGUGAGAACUCUCACAUUUGCCAUUUGUGAUGGUGGGGUUCCAAAUAAUGAAGGUAGGGGAUAUGUUUUGAGAAGAGUCUUGAGAAGAGGCUCACGUUAUGUACGCAAGUACAUGAACUAUCCAAUUGGAUCAUUCUUCCCUCAGUUGGUUGACGUUGUCAUUGAACAAAAUAAAGAAAUUUUCCCAGAAAUCGAAUCGGGAUCGCAAGAUCUUAAGGAGAUUUUGAAUGAAGAAGAAUUGUCGUUUGCAAAGACUUUGGAUCGUGGUGAAAAACUAUUUGAACAAUAUGCCAUCAUCGCUUCAAAGACACCUGAGCAAACUUUAUCUGGUAAGGAUGUAUGGAGAUUAUAUGACACAUAUGGGUUCCCGGUUGACUUGACUAGAUUAAUGGCUGAAGAGGCAGGUUUGAAGAUUGAUGAAGAAGGAUUUGAAGUGGCCAAGGAAGAGUCAAGAGAAGCUUCCAAGGGCGCAGGUAGUAAGAAUGCAUCUUCUUUGGUUAAAUUAGAUGUGCAUGCUUUAUCUGAUCUUGAAGGAAAAGUUGCCAAGACCGAUGAUAGUGCCAAGUAUGGACUUGAAAAUAUCAAAGCCAAAGUUCUUGCUAUCUAUGAUGGCAGUAAAUUUGUUGAUUCGAUUCAGCAAAGUGAAGAAGGUACACAAUACGGUAUCUUGUUGGAUAAAACGCCAUUCUACGCCGAACAAGGUGGUCAGGAAUACGAUACCGGUAAACUUGUUAUUGAUGGUAAAACCGAGUUUAAUGUCGAAAAUGUACAAGUUUACGCUGGAUAUGUUUUGCACACUGGUUUCGUUCUUGAAGGUAAAUUGAACGUAGGUGAUGAAGUGAUUGCUGCUUACGAUGAGUUGAGAAGGUGGCCAAUUAGAAACAACCACACUGGUACCCAUGUUUUGAAUUAUGCCUUGAGGGAGGUUCUUGGUGACGAUGUUGAUCAAAAAGGUUCGCUUGUUGCAAAGGAGAAAUUGAGAUUUGAUUUCAGUCAUAAGCAAGCCUUGACACCAAAAGAGUUGGAAAAAGUUGAAGAUAUCUCUAACCAAUACAUUAGAGAUAAUAAACAAGUUUACUACAAGGAUGUAUCAUUAGCUGAAGCUAAAGGGAUUAACGGUUUGAGAGCUGUGUUUGGAGAGACGUAUCCUGACCCAGUCCGUGUUGUUUCAAUUGGUGUUCCAGUUGAUGAUUUGCUCAAGGACCCAAGAAAUGAUCAGUGGAAAUCAUUAUCAAUUGAAUUUUGCGGUGGUACUCAUGUGGCCAAAACAAGUGAGAUUAAAGAUUUAGUUAUCAUUGAAGAAUCGGGUAUUGCCAAAGGUAUAAGAAGAAUUGUUGCCGUUACUGGCCAUGAUGCCCAUGCUGUACAAAGAGUUGCCAAAGAAUUUGGUGAUGAAUUGGAACAAGCAAAUGCAUUACCUAAUGGGCCAGUUAAAGAAAACAAGGUCAAGGAAUUGGGUGUUGCAUUGAAGAAGUUGUCGAUUUCUGUCUUGGAUAAACAAAAAUUGACUGAAAAAUUCAACAAGGUUGAUAAAUCAAUCAAAGACCAUCAAAAGAGCAUACAAAAGGAAGAGAGCAAGAAAACUCUUGAAGUCGUCAAGAAAUGGCUUGAUGAUGGUGAACAUAAAUCCGAGUUUUUGGUGGCACACAUACCAAUCAAUGCCAAUGCCAAGGCCAUAACCGAGGCUUUCAACUUGGUCAAGAAGCAAGACAAAACUAAAUCAUUGUAUUUGUUAACAGGACAAAGUGAUAAAGUCGCUCACGGGUGCUAUGUUAGUGAUGAAGCAAUUGCAAAAGGUGUUGAUGCCAGCCAAUUGGCUAAAGCAGUCAGUGGAAAGAUUGGCGGUAAAGCUGGAGGUAAAGGAAAUAUUGUCCAGGGUAUGGGUGACAAACCAAGUGGAAUUGAUGAAGCUAUCGAAGAGGUGACAAAGACAUUCAAAGAGAAAUUGUAA
Messenger RNA from Lodderomyces margitis, 2880 nucleotides. RefSeq names its product alanine--tRNA ligase (gene ALA1). Gene Ontology annotation, biological process: alanyl-tRNA aminoacylation; tRNA modification. Bases 1 to 2880 code for a protein of 959 amino acids. The record is from RefSeq and is a predicted model, not a curated record. NCBI's taxonomy places the organism in Eukaryota, Fungi, Ascomycota, Pichiomycetes, Serinales, Debaryomycetaceae. The transcript has a single exon. Gene Ontology annotation, cellular component: cytoplasm; mitochondrion. Gene Ontology annotation, molecular function: nucleic acid binding; aminoacyl-tRNA deacylase activity; alanine-tRNA ligase activity.